UAUGACUACUGUGUAUAAAAUAAAUAAGCUACAAGGAUAUAUUGUUCAACCCAGGGAACAUAGCCAAUAUUUCAUAAUAACUUUAAAGAGGACAGUCUGUAAAAAUUUUGAAUCGCCAUGUCAUACACCUGAAACUAAUAUUGUAAAUAACUAUGUAUCAAUUAAAAAACAAAGCCGCCCCACCCCCACACAGGGAAGGUGUUAAGCAGAUCACCCCCUGCUGGGCCACACCUGCAUCCUGCAUUUCAGCAGCACUUUAUUGGCCAAGCAGCCUCCAUUGUGAGGUAGCCCUGGUUUCCUCUUUGCCAGAGACAGAUGCCCACUGAGCCUGGGCCCACAUCCAGGCACUGGACCUCCAGUCCAAUGGUGCCUUCUUCCUCCCAGUUGCACUGUUCACUCGGCCCUAACGCACUAAGGGCUAAACUGGGAGGGGCUAAAAGCCGGGGUGAGUCCUGGAGUGAGGCUGGGCUCACCAGGGGCCCCGAGGAUCAUCCUGAGAUGAGACGCUCCUAAGUCCCCCGAAGCCAGGUGAAGCGCAUAGCCAGUUUCAGCUUCCCUCUCUCACCAGUGCCACAGCCCAGCACCCUCAGGAAUUAGGAGCCAGCAUCUCAGGCCUGCAGCCUUGGUUUCUCUGGAGAAAAACCCAUGGGAGGCUGGUUCCAGACUGUUACAGGCCUUCACCCUGAGCCCACCAUGUUGAAGAUAUCCUUGCUUGGAAGGAACUGCAACAGCAAGGUCAAGUCCUUGGAUGACAGGUCCCAGUCACUCUCGGAGAGUAGCAGUAGCAUCACUUCUGAGAGUGUCCAUCCAGCAGAGGAAGCCAAUGGAUUGUCGAUGAUGCAAACCUUGAUCCAUUUGUUGAAAUGCAACAUUGGCACAGGGCUCCUGGGGCUUCCUCUGGCCAUGAAAAACGCCGGCUUGUUGGUCGGUCCUUUCAGCCUGCUGGCCAUCGGGAUCCUCACCGUGCACUGCAUGGUCAUCCUGUUGAACUGUGCUCAUCACCUGAGUCAGAGGCUGCAGAAAACUUUUGUGAACUAUGGAGAAGCCAUGAUGUAUGGCCUCGAAACCUGCCCAAACGCCUGGCUGAGGACCCACUCGGUGUGGGGAAGGUACACUGUCAGCUUCUUAUUAAUCAUCACCCAACUGGGCUUCUGCAGUGUUUAUUUUAUGUUUAUGGCAGAUAAUUUGCAACAGAUGGUGGAAGAAGCCCACGUGACCUCCAACACCUGCCAACCCAGGAAGAUCCUGGUGCUGACCCCCAUCCUGGACAUUCGCUUCUACAUGCUGAUAAUCCUGCCCUUCCUGGUCCUGCUGGUGUUUAUCCAGAACCUCAGGGUGCUGUCCAUCUUCUCGACACUGGCCAACAUCACCACCCUGGGGAGCAUGGCUCUGAUCUUUGAAUAUAUCGUACAGGGGAUUCCAGAUCCCAGGAACCUCCCCUUGAUGGCAAGCUGGAAGACCUUCUUGCUCUUCUUCGGCACAGCCAUCUUCACAUUUGAAGGUGUCGGUAUAGUUCUGUCUCUCAAAAACCAGAUGAAGCAUCCACAGCAGUUUUCUUUUGUUCUGUACUUGGGGAUGUCUCUUGUCAUCGUCCUCUACAUCUGCCUGGGGACACUGGGCUACAUGAAGUUUGGAUCGAACACCCAGGCCAGCAUCACCCUCAAUUUGCCCAAUUGCUGGCUGUACCAGUCGGUCAAGCUGAUGUACUCCAUCGGCAUCUUCUUCACCUACGCCCUCCAGUUCCACGUCCCGGCCGAGAUCAUCAUCCCCAUCGUCAUCUCCCAGGUGUCAGAGAGCUGGGCGCUGUUUGCAGACCUGUCCGUCCGCACAGCCUUGGUCUGUCUGACCUGUGUCUCAGCCAUCCUCAUCCCCCGCCUGGACCUGGUCAUCUCCCUGGUGGGCUCCGUGAGCAGCAGCGCCCUGGCCCUCAUCAUCCCGCCCCUCCUGGAGCUCAUCACCUUUUACCCUGAAGACAUGAGCUGCGUCACCAUUGCAAAGGACAUCAUGAUCAGCAUGCUGGGCCUUUUGGGGUGUGUAUUUGGAACAUACCAAGCCCUCUAUGAGUUGAUCCAACCCGUCAGCCAUUCCAUAGCAAACUCCACAGGUGUCUAUGCAUAAUUGUCUAUUUUUAUGAUAAGAGUUCUUCCUUACUCCCAUCCCCCAUAUGACUCCUAUUGUGGAUGUUAUAUACAUUCAUCAAACCUCAACAUCUCUCUGUGAAUUAGUGGCUUCUUUAUCUUUCUGAGAGAAAUGUCGAUGACACAAGUCAGGGCUGAUAUCUCUCUUCUGGUUUGGGGAUUUCUCUGGAGGCCUUUUGUACCUCUGCACCAAAACCACAUUCAGCCAUUCAUUUUAUCAGCCUCAUUUAACAGGAAGAAGGAUGCCUUUUGCCCAUGAUAUCCCUGAAAACAAAGAUCAAGCAUGAAUAUAAGUACAAAAGUAGCUGUCUUCUCUGUUCUGCAGUAACUGCCCUGAAAGCACUGGGUUUAGAAAAGUACAUAGUGGGGGAAGAGGAAUUUCUGUUUAGUUACAGGCCUAAGUGGGAAAGUCACAGAACAAAAAUGGAACUUAGCAGUAAUUUCGUCUAACAUUGCCUCUGCCACUGAUUUCCUGUGGGACCUUGAGCAAGUUUCUCCCCAUCUCCAUCUCACUCUCCCAUUCUGUGAAAUAAAGGAUUGGACUAACUGGCUCUUAAGGAUUUUUCCAGCUUUGACAUUCUCAAACCCCAACAAUUAGAAAACAACUUAAUUUUUUUUAAUGGGCAAAAGAUAUGAAUGUACUCAUCACCAAAGAAAAUAUAUGGAUGGUAAGUAAGCAUAGGAAGAGAUGUCCAACAUCAUUAGUAAUUAGGGAAAUUCAAAUUAAAACCAUGAUAAGAUGCUACUGUAUACCUUUUAGAAUGACAACAAUUUUAAAGAGCGACCCUACUGGUAUUUGCAAGGAUAUGGAGGAACUGGAAUGCCCGUAUUCUGCUGUUGUGGAUGAAAAUGGUGCAACCACUUUGAUAAACAGUCUGAUAGUUCCUUAAUUCCACACACACCUACCAUAUGAUCCAACUCUUCUACCUUAAGAUAUUUAUCUGAAAGAAAAGGAAUUUUAUACCUAUAAAAAGACAUGUAUACACAUGCUUAUAAUAACUUAAUUUGGAAUAGCAAAAAGUGGGGAAAAUCCCAAAUGUCCAUCAACAGGUGAGUGGAUAAACAGACUAUGGUAUAUCCAAGCGGUGGAAUACCAUUCAGCAAUUAAUAGGAACAAACCAUUGAUGCACACAGUAACAUGGAUGAGGAGUUCCCCUUGCAGCUCAGCAGUAACGAAUCCACAUCCAUGAGGAUGU
This is a messenger RNA of Sus scrofa (pig), 3334 nucleotides long. RefSeq names its product solute carrier family 36 member 3 (gene SLC36A3). Gene Ontology annotation, molecular function: L-alanine transmembrane transporter activity; glycine transmembrane transporter activity; L-proline transmembrane transporter activity. Gene Ontology annotation, cellular component: vacuolar membrane. Gene Ontology annotation, biological process: proline transmembrane transport; proton transmembrane transport; L-alanine transport. Lineage: Eukaryota; Metazoa; Chordata; Mammalia; Artiodactyla; Suidae. The record is from RefSeq and is a predicted model, not a curated record.